Zingiber officinale is the source of this 666-nucleotide messenger RNA. RefSeq lists its product as uncharacterized. Bases 64 to 573 code for a protein of 169 amino acids. NCBI's taxonomy places the organism in Eukaryota, Viridiplantae, Streptophyta, Magnoliopsida, Zingiberales, Zingiberaceae. The record is from RefSeq and is a predicted model, not a curated record. Gene Ontology annotation, molecular function: zinc ion binding. The transcript has 3 exons.
GCUGCCUCUCCCUUCUCCUCCACUACAGCUCCUCCACGCCCUAACGCCACACUAACUUGGUCGAUGUGGAGAGGAUCUCGUUCGGAGGGAAGGACAAAGGAACAAAUAUCCAUGGAAGCCAGCUCUUCAUCAGCAACAUCUUUGACUCGAAGAUGCAUGAAUGAUGAACAAGGUGAAACUCCCAAUAUAUCAUGUUAUUGUGGGUUAAGAGCUACCCUCUGGACGUCAUGGAAGGAAACUAAUCCAGGAAGGCGCUUUUUUUCAUGUCCAAGAUUUAGAGAUAGGGGAUGCGGCUUCUUCUCAUGGCAUGACCCAGAAUUGUCAGAGAGAACUAAGGCAAUUAUUAAUCAUUUGAAGAUGGAUAACAAAAAAUUACAAAUGGAGAUUAGUGAAUUGAAGAAAAAUAAUAGUUUCAAGGGUGCAAUUGAUUGCAAUGAUCUCCUGGAGGAUGUGAACAACUCUGUUACUAUAAAGUUGAGUGAUGAAAUAUGUUCACUGAAUAGGAAGUUUAGAGUUGCUAUCGUUGUAGUUGUCUUUACUUGGAUUGUGAUGAUUUUGAGAUGGUUGAUGUAAUUUAUUAUAAGCAAAUAACUUUAGAUGUAAUGAAGGAUGUUUCUAAGCUUUUAAUGUACCUUAUCAGUGUUUUUAUAAUUUAAUGUACCUUCU